Molecule: messenger RNA, 1997 nt
Organism: Hevea brasiliensis (rubber tree)
Lineage: Eukaryota; Viridiplantae; Streptophyta; Magnoliopsida; Malpighiales; Euphorbiaceae
Product: cyclic dof factor 3
Exons: 2
Coding region: 165-1556 (463 amino acids)
Biological process (GO): regulation of DNA-templated transcription
Molecular function (GO): DNA-binding transcription factor activity; DNA binding
Source: RefSeq, a predicted model, not a curated record
AAACAAACUAUAAUGCUGAUGUGGCAUCCGCUUCUCAUUUAAACGGAUCAAAAACUGAGACACCAAAGUACGUUCCAUGCCAGAUCGCCAACAAAGAAGCCAUCCAAAGCAAGAUUUCUCUCGCGCGUUUUUUUUCUGUUUGCUUAUCCAGAAACUAAAGGAAAAUGCAAGAAAAAGCUACUAGGGACCCCGCCAUCAAGCUCUUUGGCAGGAAAAUACCUCUGAAGACCGAAGGUCACCCUCCGCCGAUCUCCUCCGAGGACUUGCCUCCCUUGGAGAGAGUAGAAGAAGAACAACAUGAGAAGAAGGCAGAGAAGGAUUUUGCAGAAGGAGCAGAAGAAGAUGAUACUCCACUGCAGGAUACAGAGGAGUCUGCAGAUCCAGAAACAUCACCAGAGACUAAUGUGAAUCCCAAAACACCCUCUAUCAAUGAAGAAUCUGCAAAAUCAAUGACUUCCAAAACAGAGAAGGAAACUCAAGAGAAAACCCUCAAGAAGCCUGACAAAAUACUUCCAUGCCCGCGGUGCAAUAGCAUGGAUACCAAAUUUUGUUACUACAACAAUUACAAUAUCAACCAACCACGCCAUUUCUGCAAAGCCUGUCAAAGAUAUUGGACUGCUGGUGGUUCCAUGAGAAAUGUCCCAGUGGGAGCUGGACGUCGCAAGAAUAAGAACUCUGCCUCUCAUUAUCGUCACAUAACCAUUUCUGAGGUGCUGCAAGCUGCUGGUAUUGAAGCUCCUAAUGGAGAACACAACGCACUGAAAACUAAUGGUAGAGUCCUUAGCUUUGGCUUGGAUGCACCAGUAUGUGAUUCCAUGGCUUCUGUAUUAAAUCUUGCUGAUAAGAAGGUUUUGAAUGGCACUCGAAAUGGCUUUCAUAAUUUUGAAGAACGGAGGAUUCCAGUUCCCUUCGAAGGUAGAGAAAAUGGUGAUGAUUGUUCAAGUGGAUCUUCUGUGACCGUUUCCAAUUCAAUGGAGGAAGGAGGCAGGACUUGCUCGCAAGAACCUUUUAUACAAAGCAUCAAUGCCUUUGCUUCUCCAAUCCCAUGUCUCCCUAGUGUUCCUUGGUCCUAUCCUUGGAAUUCUGCAUUGCCCCCUCCAGCUUUUUGUCCACCAGGAUUUCCUAUGUCAUUUUAUCCUCCCUUUUGGAAUUGUGCAAUUGCUGGUGGUUGGAACAUCCCUUUGUUGUCUUCGCCUUCAUCUUCUUCAUCAAAUCAAAAGGCUUCAUGUGGUCCUAAUUCUUCUUUGGGAAAGCACUCGAGAGAUGGGGACACGCUUAAAUCAGAUGAUUUGGAGAAAGAAGAGCAGCCAUCAAAGCAUAAAAAUGGAUGUGUUUUAGUUCCCAAAAUUCUAAGGAUUGAUGACCCAACUGAAGCUGCAAAAAGUUCUAUAUGGGCAACUCUUGGAAUCAAGAAUGAGUCCUUCCCUGGGGGAGGACUGUUCAAGGCCUUCCAACCAAAGACUGAUGACAAGAAACUUGUUUCUGAAGCCUCUCCGGUAUUGCUGGCAAACCCUGCUGCUUUGUCUCGAUCCAUCAACUUUCAUGAAAACUCUUGAAGUGGUGGCAUGUAGACCAUAAGAGCCAGGUUGAAUUCAACUCACUGGUAUGCGAUUGCUUCGCUUACUGUGAUCCUGAAUGGAUUAUUUUAAUCACCGUUUCAUUGCAAACAAAGUUAGCAAGCUAACUGACUGAGACAAAAGAGUAGAGGGAAAAAUUUUGAGGAACGUCUAGUGUGACUAAUUUUCUUCUUGUGACAUACGAGCAGAUGCCUCUUGUUUUACUUGGGUUUGCGGGAUUGGUGUUCAUGUAAAUAUCUCUAUAUAUGUGAUAUACUGGACUAUUAUUGGAGAAAAAUCCUUAGAUGUAGCAAAAAUCUUUAGAAGAACUGUACUAAAGGCUUUCAUACUAUAGCUAGAAAAUGGGAUCUUUUUCCUCGAUUUUCUUUGCUGUUCUGUACGAUAAGCAAUGUAUUUCAGGCUCUCUUUAUUUCUGUUCUA